Molecule: messenger RNA, 1274 nt
Organism: Triticum dicoccoides
Lineage: Eukaryota; Viridiplantae; Streptophyta; Magnoliopsida; Poales; Poaceae
Product: transcription factor TB1-like
Exons: 1
Coding region: 343-1161 (272 amino acids)
Biological process (GO): regulation of secondary shoot formation
Cellular component (GO): nucleus
Molecular function (GO): DNA-binding transcription factor activity; sequence-specific DNA binding
Source: RefSeq, a predicted model, not a curated record
GCUUCCUGUGCACCCCUUUCUCCAUCACCAACCUUUGCUCUCCCUUCUUUCCCUUCCCUGGCUGGGCCUUCCCACUAGACCAAUUGAUGGAUCGAUGCAUAUGCACAUCAGUGGGAAUGGACACCGUGCUGAGCUGAGCUUAUAUCAACAGCGUUCGUAUACCUAUUACCUAGUCACUUCCAAUAUAGUCGAUCUCAUAUUUCUCAUGUGAAAGAGGAAGAGGAGAGCGCUCGACCAAGGAGUAGAAGCAACUGUAGUACCAGAUCAAGAAGUAGAUCUUGCUAGCUAGGAACAUAUAAAGUACUCAAGUGCAGGCAGCUACUAGCGCUACUGCACUCGCCAAUGUUGCCUUACCACCCUAACCCUCACGGCUUCUGGAUCUCCCGAGAACCGCCCGCGCAGGUGCCAAACCCUGCCAGCGGCUUCGCCAUGGCGCCUCCCGCGCAUCUGGACCAUCAGAUUCAGCACUACGACCACUUCUUCCCCGGCCACGGCAACCAGUUCAACUCCGAGACGCUGGAGGCGGUGCUCAUGAGGCCACGUCCGCCGGCUCCUCCUCUGGUGGAGAUGCCGCCGGCGAACGAGGCAAGAACCGGCGCAGUGCAGGCCGCCGGCACCGGACACGCCAGGGCCAGGAAGAGGCCGUUCAGGACGGACCGGCACAGCAAGAUCCGGACGGCGCAGGGCGUCCGGGACCGCCGGAUGCGGCUCUCCCUCGACGUCGCGCGUGACUUCUUCGCGCUGCAGGACCAGCUUGGCUUUGACAAGGCCAGCAAGACGGUGGACUGGCUGCUCACCCAGUCCAAGCCAGCCAUCGACCGCCUAUCCGAGUCCUCUCGGCUCAACGCCGCUAGAGCGGGAGAAGAUGGCAUGUCGUCGCUAUCAUCGGUGGAGCGUGAAGGCCGCCGGCUCAAGGAGACGGAGCUGGCUGCCGGGUCGGGAAAGGGGGCAGCCGAUGCGGAGAAAGCGAUGAAGGCGAGGGGUGGUGGAACGUCGGUGCUCAUGGAGCACAGACGCGAGAACGGCGGCCUCAUGUCGGCUUCGAUGACUGGUGGGGAGUACUACGACCUCGGCGAGAUGAUGUGCAUCAACGCAGGAGAAUGCGACGACGAUGGCGAUUACGACGAAGACGGUGAUUUCUUGGACGGUAUGCAAUACUAGUUCCAGCCUUCCAGGUACUAGCGAUCGAGCAGCUUAAUUAGGUCUUGAUCUGCCGAGCGCAUCAUUGUCUUAGUUAAUUAUAUUGCAUGUGUACGGAUCUACUACUCUCUUGG